AUGAACAACUUUUCGUCUCCUCCACCGUGGUUGUCUUCUUCUUCUUCUUCCCGUAAUGUUAAGGCCAGGGUUGGCAACCCAGAUUGGACCGCUCUCCCUUUUAACCUUCUCUUAUCCGUAAGUAAACACCUCCCAACAAGAACUGACAUUCGGCAUUUUCGUGUCGUCUGUCUCUCGUUUAUUUUCGCAGUCCCCUCUCCUCCAAAAAUCCCUUUUCCAACCUCGAAACUCUCCAUCUCUCACCCCAUCAUUGGUCCACUCCGUAUGUCUCGAUCCAACUUUAUACUGUCCUACUCAACAGUUUAUGCUAUUAAACCUCUUCACAAAAUCAUCUACACUCACAAAACCGCUAAAACGUGGCUAGUUAGAGUCACGGAGCUGAGCUCCGGGCUGCUCAGAGUCGAGGAUCCGCUUUGCCCCGGUCUUUUUGAAGCCUUGAGGUUGCCAAAAGUGUUGGAUACGUUGAAAUAUCACGUUACGGAAAUCGCUAGAGUGUACACAAUUGAAGUAGACUCUCCUGAAAGGCGGUCCGGCGUUUUCAACAAAGCGGUUGUUUCUACAGGUCUUGGUGGUAAGGAUGAGUUUUCUGCCAUGGCAAUUCAUCGUCAAGGGAAACUACAAUUCUAUGUCGUGGGCGAAACGGGUCUGACGAUAUCUGUGGAUACUCGGUCCUUGAGCGUUACUCAUGUUGUGUUCCCGCUGCAAAAUUUAAAUUUGGGGACAAGACACUUGGUAAAAUCACCAAAUGAUUUGUUUUUAGUUGUUAAGUACGUGAAUGUGCUUGUUUUCAAGCUUGAUUUUCGGGCUUACGAAUGGGUUAAGGUGAGGAAUGAAUUGGAUAAGAGAGUUUUGUUUACAGGUGACCAUGAUUAUUACCCCGGAAUGGAUACUGGGAUUUUCGACUUGACAACUAGUUAUGAAGAUUCGAUCAUGGAAUUUCCAGGCUAUUCAAUGCUUUUCUGGUGA
Molecule: messenger RNA, 966 nt
Organism: Pistacia vera
Lineage: Eukaryota; Viridiplantae; Streptophyta; Magnoliopsida; Sapindales; Anacardiaceae
Product: F-box protein SKIP23-like
Exons: 3
Coding region: 1-966 (321 amino acids)
Source: RefSeq, a predicted model, not a curated record